This is a messenger RNA of Coregonus clupeaformis (lake whitefish), 2903 nucleotides long. Its product is annotated as G-protein coupled receptor 135. NCBI's taxonomy places the organism in Eukaryota, Metazoa, Chordata, Actinopteri, Salmoniformes, Salmonidae. Bases 244 to 1620 code for a protein of 458 amino acids. The record is from RefSeq and is a predicted model, not a curated record. Gene Ontology annotation, cellular component: membrane. The transcript has a single exon. Gene Ontology annotation, molecular function: G protein-coupled receptor activity. Gene Ontology annotation, biological process: G protein-coupled receptor signaling pathway.
UACUGAGAUUGAGGCGAUCAGGCGAGAACUGCAAACAGGGGCGCUUGUCUACUGGGAACGCAAGGUGCAUGGACCCCAGUUUGAAUAAUGAGGAACAUCUUGAGGAACCCAUAGAAGGGGGGUUGCAAAUGGGAUCUACGUCUUUAAUGCGACAUAUCUAAGCUGCUGCAUCAACACAGAGACAACAUAUUCGUAGAGGGAUGAAUCUCCUUCCAUUCUGUGGAGGCCCCCAAUUUGUGUCCGAUGGAUUUCCCCGUGAACAUUGCAUUGCUUGGCACCAGCAAUUCCACUGCUCCAGACAACACCUCUGGCACGGGUUUAACGCUGGAAAUAGUCACCAUAGCACCGGUGUUACACAGCUUUUUUACGAAGGCCAGUCAUGGAAACCUUACGGGAGGAGGCGAGGAGAACCAACAACACACACCCGUGCAGAGCGCGGAGGGAAACUCGGUCCUCCAGGGAAUCACGGUGGCAGCUCAAGCCUUGGUGCUACUGGCUAUCUUCCUCCUCUCUAGUUUAGGGAAUUCUGCGGUGGUAAUUGUCAUAAUAAAACAUCGACAGCUGAGAACCGUUACCAAUGCGUUCAUCAUGUCCCUUUCACUGUCUGAUUUCUUGACGGCCGUUCUUUGUUUACCGUUCUCGUUCAUGAUGCUCUUCAGCAAGGAUGGUUUGUGGAUGUUUGGAGACCGCUUCUGCGUCGCCAACGGGUUCUUCAACACAUGCUUUGGUAUUAUUUCCACACUGACAAUGACCCUAAUUUCUUUUGACCGGUAUUAUGCCAUCGUGAGGCAACCUCAGGAGAAGAUAGGCAGGAGGAAGGCCAUAACGCUGUUGGUGGCAGUGUGGUUAACAGCAGUGUUUUUCUCCUUACCAUGGUACCUGGUGAUGCGAACAUCCAAGGAUCUAGUCGUCCAUAAAAGGGGCUUCUACCACUGUAUGUAUGUCUUUCACACUGGUACUUCUAGGAUGGGUACCUCUUACAGUAUAGCUUUAAUAGUGGUGUGUUAUCUGAUUCCGUUUGCGCUCAUGUGUUUCUGUCAUUACAACAUAUGUAAGACCGUUAGGUUAUCAGAAAUAAGGGUGCGGCCGGUGACCACUUAUGCGUAUUUACUCCGGUUUUAUAGUGAGAUGAGGACGGCCACGACAGUGCUGAUUAUGAUAGUGUUUAUCAUCUUCUGCUGGGGACCCUACUGUCUGAUGGGUAUCAUCACCGCAGUGGGAGAUUACUCAUUCAACCCGGUCAUGGACACGGUGGCCAUAUGGAUGGCAUGGGCAAACGGUGCCAUAAACCCACUCAUUUACGCAAUUAGAAACCCAAACAUAUCGAUGCUUUUAGGCCGAAGCCGAGAGGAGGGAUAUAGGACUAGAAACAUUUCUGCCUACCUAUCCACACAAACCCAAAGCAGGGAUGUAAAAACCAGGGCCGACCGAAUCAGAGACCGGUAUGUGAGCAGGCACGGUGCAAACAGCCGGUUGUCUUCCUCCAGCCCAGCGAACGGAGGAGAGGUUGCGAUGUGGGCUUGUAAAAACCCCGCGGUGUUCUUCUGUAGGGAUGCUCAGCUCGAUACUGUGUCCGAACCCACGGUGCCAAAAGUUGAAACUGCAGAUACCAGUCUGUGAUCAUCAUUCUUUUAUUUGAAUGUCAAAAUGUUGAAGUAAUUUAAUGUGCCAAACGUUUGAACAAAUGGAGAAAUCAGGGGGAAAGUAGGCCUAACUGUUAAUUAGUGAUAAGGGAUAUAAAAGUUAGACCUAUGAAGUGCCAACGCGCGUUUGGACACUCUUUAUGCAGUGCCAAGCGCUCUACACACUGUGAUGGAACAGAGUGCACAUUUAAAAGCACAACUUAUUUUCAGAUCAUUUAAGCAGUGUGAUUUAUAAGAUGCUCAAAAUGAUUGAACAUCUCAUUUGAAUAUAUGUAUUACUUUAUGCCUUAUCGGAUAAAUGUUUAUUGCGCAACCUUUACCACUGGGCACAGACAUCAGUUCAAUGUCUAGUUUUGAUUUACAUUUGGUUGAGAUGUCAAGUAAUGUGAAUUCAACGUGAAAUCAACAAAAAAUAUCACCACGUCAUUGGAGUUAGAUUAAAAGUUGGGAGAAAAAAACAGUUGGGUGACUUUUCAAAUCCAAUCUGUUUUCCACCUUGAUUCAACGUCAUCACAUUCAAUUUUUGGGUUGAAAUGAGUGGAAACUAGGUUGAUUCAACCAGUUUUUGCCCAGUGGGUUGCUUCCUGAGGUUUGGGCCAUCUUAUGACAACAUUAAUUCAAAGGGCAUAGUUCAUUGAACCUAAAUGAGAAUGUUUCAUUUGUUCAUUUUAAAGCAAAUUUCCCACUUCUCAAUGUGUCCUAUAGAAUCAAUAAUAUGAACAAUAUUACAUAAGUGACAGUAUUUCGUUUCCACUUUGAGGCAUAGUUUAUUGCUAUAGUUUUAAACUUGUGUCAAAUGUGGCACCCCAAACCACUAAAUUCUAUUGAACACCUGUACUAACCCAAAGAAAAAAACUGAAUAAUGGUGAUAGCUGUUUAAUUUAGGCUGAUUUCCUUUUGAGUCGGGAUAGUGCAUUUAUCCUAAUUUAUACUGUAUUCAAGGUUGAGCUUUAAUUUGGAAUACUGUGAAGGCUUCAGUCAUUUAAAUCAAGUGUGUGCUUUGAUUUAUUGAUGUUCAAGAUGUCAUGUAUGGCUGGCCAUAGCAAUUUGCUAGAACAUGAAACAAUGCUAUGAAAGCACAAUAUUUUGUAUUUGCCUGUAUAAAAAAAGAGUGUCUUUUGAAUACCAUACUCAUUAACUUAGUUUGUCCAUUUAAAUGUAAUAAUUAUUGCUUGCCAUAAAAAAAGCUGUGAGUUGUCAAGUUGUUUGUUAAAUCAUAUUUUAACUUAAAAUUGAUAAAAUAAAUGUUUUGAAGCAUAA